This is a messenger RNA of Cotesia congregata, 326 nucleotides long. The record is from the annotation of a GenBank genome assembly. Lineage: Eukaryota; Metazoa; Arthropoda; Insecta; Hymenoptera; Braconidae.
AGUUAUGUGUCGAAAGAUUUCGACAUGCAGCCACUCUUCCUGCAGGAAGACAUCUAUUAGAUUUGGAGUUUGUGCCCCAAAUUCGUCAAGAGGGCUUCCUUUUCAUGGAUCCUCUGUUGGUGUUGUUAGGUGAUCUGGAUUCUCGCGAAGCGAUAUGGAUUUUUAAUUACCUUCCAUGUCAACAUCGAGACCUUAGAGGACGUUCCUUACUGAAAGGGCUGGUCGGAUUAGGCAGUCGUCUCCGAGCAUCCAUUCCAACGGCUCCACCACGGAUAGUAGCAGUGCUAGAAUGGUUCAUGAUGGCGUUGGAGACCGAUGACGAAUAA